This is a messenger RNA of Aspergillus puulaauensis, 1212 nucleotides long. Its product is annotated as integrase zinc binding domain-containing protein. NCBI's taxonomy places the organism in Eukaryota, Fungi, Ascomycota, Eurotiomycetes, Eurotiales, Aspergillaceae. The record is from RefSeq and is a predicted model, not a curated record. The coding region runs from base 1 to 1212 and encodes 403 amino acids. The transcript has 5 exons.
AUGAGUGGGUUCCAUAGGCGCAGUAAUGACGGUCAUGAAGGGUACUUCUUCAACCCUCAUAUGUCAUUACCCAUCCCGGGCAGCCAUGGGGAGAGCCACGAUUUCGAAGCAGGCUCCUAUCAUUUCCCUCAACAUAACUUCAGUUCAUAUGCAUCUCAUUUCAGCCUGCCCUACAGCCAUACAAGCAUAGCUUCUCACCAUUCACCGGGAGCAUCAAUGCCAUCAAUUCCUGACCAAACGCCCCUACAUCACCCAUCGACGCAGUGUAUGUCACAACCGCGUUAUCUCCAAGGGCCUGCGUACCUCCAUCUCCAUGAAGCAUUAGCCGAAACGGAGCUCGAGAGCCAGGACUCCAGGAAUGAGGACACGAUGCUUUCAGAGCCAAUAACUCCCCACCUAGAAGGCUUUCCAAAUGUCACAGAUUUCGAUAAACUUGUCAAAAGUUAUGUGGACGAUUUAUCUGUGAAAAAGCAAGACAAGGCUCUAAUACACGCCAAAAGGGCGCGAAACAUAAAAACUGUCUUGAUAGACCCGAAGGAUACGGCUAUCGAAUCAGCCCAAUUUCGGUUUUGGGUGAAGAAAAUGUUUAAACUCCAGGUAAUUGGAGGUAACACCUCAGAUUGCAGGCGGAUGAUUUGCCAUGAGGGCAAGCCCGUCGCCGUUAGAGAAAAGCUGUUCAAGAUACUCACAAAAGCACACCAACAAUGUCAACAUGGAGGUCGGGAUAAAACUUCUGCUCAAGUCCGGCAAAUAUACUCAUGGGUUCCCAAAGAGCUGAUAUCCCGUUUUGUGAAAAUAUGCCCGACUUGCCAAAUCCGCCGGGGGGGCACGCGUGUGACACCCCCUAACUCAAGAAGAGGCUCGCCUCCCCUCAAAAUAUCCUCGCGCUCCCCAAAACUUCCCUCGCCACCAGUAUCCAGGCGUCAGUCGGCCAUUGCUGGGCCGGCUUCUCUGGAGAGAACCCAGAUGGAGUGUUUUCACCAGCAAAACAACUGGAUAGACCCGGGUCGCAAGUCUCAUCGGCACGCAAGCUUGAGUAUCGGGCACAUGCGAUCAGUUAGCGGCGGAGUACUUGGUCAGCUUCCAGGGCCGGUUUCCGCAAACUUGAAUCCCUUCCAUAAUGACCUUCCAAUGCCGUCGCUUCAGAUUAAUUAUAACACCGGAUAUUCCAGUACACAGGGAUCAUCCACCCACCGAGAUUUCUCUUGCUGA